This is a messenger RNA of Haliotis rubra (blacklip abalone), 795 nucleotides long. RefSeq names its product 28S ribosomal protein S12, mitochondrial-like. The transcript is spliced from 3 exons. Gene Ontology annotation, biological process: translation. NCBI's taxonomy places the organism in Eukaryota, Metazoa, Mollusca, Gastropoda, Lepetellida, Haliotidae. The coding region runs from base 202 to 657 and encodes 151 amino acids. The record is from RefSeq and is a predicted model, not a curated record. Gene Ontology annotation, cellular component: small ribosomal subunit; ribosome. Gene Ontology annotation, molecular function: structural constituent of ribosome.
UUUUGAGGGGAGUAACAUACUAAAUAUGACCUGUGGUUAUCCUAUGGUUCAUGUUCCAUCCAAAAUACGUAGCCCAUAUUCAAUUCUUCACUGUCAAUUAGGUGUUUGCAAUUCACUACUUGAACUACUUGCAGUGUGCGCCUGCCCUAAUUCUCAUCGCACGGAAGAGAGGUACUCCAGGUUCAUUUACCAUUUAACACUAUGACUCAGCUUCUGGGAGCCUGUCGAGCACUGUGUACUGCUGCAGUAUCAAGCUUCUCUCAGUACCUGCUGCAGCAUACCCACCAACACACAGGAACUAUUUUGAACCAAGUCAGAAGCAUGUCAACUCUGAAUCAGAUGCACAGACGAGGGGCUUUCAAGAGACCACCACCUAAACCUGGCCCGCUUGAUUGCCGGCCAUUUCUUCGUGGCGUUGUCUUGAGAACUCUCAUUAAGAAACCAAAGAAACCAAAUUCUGCAAAUCGGAAGUGUGUCCGAGUCCGAUUAAGCAAUGGUAAAGAAGUGACAGCUUACGUUCCUGGAGAGGGCCACAACCUGCAGGAGCACAGUAUUGUGCUUGUUCGAGGGGGAAGGGUGCAGGAUCUCCCAGGAGUCAAACUCAAGUGUGUCCGAGGGAAGUAUGACCUGACACAUGUCAAAAAGGACAAGAAGUGAUCCCAGUUUCAAUGGUCAAUGAAUGAAAGAGUGACUGCCAUGUUAGAGAACUAGACAUUGUGGAGUGUGUGAGCACAUGAGACAAACAUUUCAUUUUGCAUGGCAUCUUCUUGGAUGAAUAAAAUCUUGCAAAUUAUU